CCAAUCGAGUUUCGAGAAAGGAGAAUUGCAUUUAAGUUCGUUACGCCAAGACGUGUCCCUGCAUUCUAAUGCCUUGAUGGGAAUGGCGCAGGCUUCAGUGUAUCAACCUUUUAGACCCUUUCAAUCGCCACCGAGUGAAGAAUAAUGGUAAGCGGUAGUAAACAUAAGAGAGUCUGACGAGGUUUCGGCUGCACCAUGGGCGUCCAGGGGCUGGAACGGUACAUCACGACGACGCAUCCGGCGUCUUGUCCACGAGUCAGCAUCGCUGCGUUGGCGGAGAAGUACAGGAAGGCGACGGGCCGCGACUCCGCCGUGGCGGUGGUGGACGGAGGCCUCGUCAUGUACGAGAAGGUCAGCCACCAGGAGCAGCUCUACGGCGGCCAGUUCAAGCAGCUCGCCGCCAGCAUGGUGGACUUCGCGUGCCGCCUGCAGGACGUGGGAGUGACUCCAGUGUUCUACUUCAAGGGAGCGCCGAGCGAGGGUCGCCUCAAUGUGUGGGAGGACCGCAAGAAGCAGCAACUGGCUCGCGUCCAGGACGCCUUUGAUAGGAUCGCGACGUGGCCACCCAGCAAGCCAAAGUGUGGUGACCGCGAUGCCGUAGCGCCAAAGGAGAGCAACACUGAUGCCGGAGCUGGAGAACCCUUGCGUCCAGCGGAGCCCAGCGAGCCAAGCGUGAAGGAGGCGGUGUCCUCUUCGGGGGACUCUGCUCCUGAACCUCUGCCUCCUGCCCCAGCGGCGAAGACGGAAGAGGCUGCCGAGCGAGAACAGAAGGAAGCAUCCGAGUCCCAGCCUCAAGGGGAGAAGCUGAACGAGGACCCCGGGCAAGACCAGAGCAAGACCCCAGAGUCGCAGCAUUCAGUGGUGAAGUCGAGCGAGGCCCAGGGUGAUUCCUCAGAGCCACAGCCUCAGGUUCAGGAGCAAAGCGGGGACGCUCGGGCAGACCAGGAGUCACGGCAUGACUGGGAACAGUUGAAGCAAGCCCAGGAAGAGCUGCAGCGCUUGGGGUACCACGCUCGCGGCUUCUCUCGUGGGAGGGCGGCUUACUCGCAGCGAGGGGGUCGCUCAGACUUCCCUCAGCGAGGAGGUCGCUCAGACUUUUCUCAGCAAGGAGGUCGCUCAGACUUUUCUCAGCAAGGAGGUCGCUCAGACUUCCCUCAGCAAGGAGGUCGCUCAGACUUCCCUCAGCGAGGAGGUCGCUCAGACUUCCCUCAGCGAGGCCGCUCUGACUGGCGCGGCGCCUGGCGUGCCUCUCGAGGUGCAAUGGGUCCGCGGCGGGGUGGCCGCGGCGCGCGCGGCUACCACCAGCAGGGCGUACGGCGUGCCCCGCGGGGGAACCACGACUUCAUCCUGCCCUCGGGCGCCUUCAUUUGCGUCAAGCUGGCGCUCAAACGGGCAGGCUUCGAGGUGCGGAUCUCUGUGCGCGAGCUGGACGUGGAGAUGGGGCAGUACUGCCGCCGCCACGGCUGCUUCGCGCUGCUGUCGCGCGACACGGACUUCGUGGCCAUGGAGACGGCGCACUACUACCUGUCCGUGGCGCACCUGGACCAGGACAUGGCGACGCUGCACUUCGACCGCGACGCCAUCGCGCGCGCCCUGGGGCUGCGGCACCGCGGCCACCUGCCGCUGCUCAUGGCCGUGCUGGCCAACGGAUGCGUGCCCGCCUCGUACCUCAUCCCCCUGCACAUUAAGGCGGCGGGGACUCGCCUGGACCAGCUCAGCCCGUCGCUGAGUUUCCGCCUGGAGGCGGUCAUCACGCGGCUGGGCCAGCUGGUGAAGAACAGGCUGAGCAGCAUGACGACCGCGGACGCCGUGCUCGCCAUCCUGGACAAGUCGUUGACGGAGUACUCCCCCGAGCUGAUGACGGACUUCUCGAAGCAGCUCGGCUUCGCGGACAGCGCGGCGUUCCGGGAGGCGCUGCGCACCCAGCUGGAGGCCAGCCUGGCCGCGCACGACUACACGCCGUGGACGGACGACGCCCUGCCCCGGUCCAGCGCGUCGUCCCCCGAGCCGGCCGCACCGCAAGCCGCGCCCGAGAACUCAGUCAAGGGUGAGUCGGAGGUGCUGCAGCUGGCGCGCGUGCGCCACGUGGCGCUGCAGUUCGUGUCGCCGCACGUGCUGGUGCUGCUGGAGAAGCGCGUCUGGGAGGACAACUGCGCGCUGGAGGACCCGGCGCUGCCGCCCGGCAGCUGCUCCACCGAGGCGCUGCGGCCGUUCCGCCGCCGCCUGUACGGCGUGCUGUUCCACGAGGGCGCCAGCCAGGACCACGGCCUGGGCCGCGUGCGCGAGUUCAUCCUGCCCAACCAGGUGGCGCAGGGCGCCAGGCUGGUGCCCGCCGAGGUCGAACCGCAGCCGCUGGACGCGGCCGCCGUGCCGCACCCCGGUCUGCUGUCGCUGUGGCGCGGCGAGAACAUGGAGGACGCGCGGUGGCGCCUGCUGGGGUGGUGCCUGUGCCCGUCGCUGGGGCUCGCCGCCGCCGACUUGCCGGCCCGCCUGCGCGCGCUGCCCUGCCGGCACGUGCUGCCCGCCGCCGCUCUCUUCCUGAUGCGCCACUGCGGCGCUCUCGCCGCCUCCAUCCGCGCAGCCGCGGACCGGGCCUCGCGGUCUGUCGUGCCGACGCCUGAAGCUGAAGCCUCCGCCGUUGACCCGGUUGAAAGUGCCCCUGCCGCUGCAACAUCUGCCGUGCCUGCUCCAGAGGGUCAAGGUCGUGACGCCAGUGCGGUCGAAGAAGAAAGGGCCGAGGUGACAUCAGCCGAGUCGCCCACUCAAGAGCCGUCCCCCGCCCCGGCUGCCCCCGUGGUGGAGUUCACUCCCACGUCCGAGGAGGAAGUCAUUCGUCUCUUCGCACGGACUUGUGUUCGAGUCGGCAAGAUGACCGCCGCGGAAAUCGAGCAGCUUCCGCCGCCCAGACCGCAGCGCCUUGCGGUGCACCUGGCGGCGCUCUUCAUGCGCGCCUGCACCCACCUCAUCGUCCUGAACGACGCCCUGGGAGCCGUCGUGCCGGUGGACGAGGUCCAACCCGCUUCCUUCUUUGAUGGCAAGCUGCUGCACACCUUGCUGAUGGACGACACCUCGCAUGAGGUCGACGACGGCGCCGUGGAGGCCAUCGUGGCCGCGGCGCGCUGCGGCGACACGGCGUGCGACGCGUGCGCCCCAGCCACCGACGCGGCGCUGCAGGAGGUGGAGAAGGCCCUCGCGCAGCAACACCUGUCGACCGAGGCGGAGGCGGCCUGCGAGGAGUAGAACUGCCCGCCAAGUUGCCGACACCGCGGCGCCGUACCGCCUUUCCCUGGACUCGUUCUUGAGACCGGGUUCGAUGGACGUACGCGCCCUCGGGUUUUCUGACGACGUUUCGCCACGUUGUGGUAGUUAGACUGACUGCCUUUGAUAUACGGACAUGUUACCGCGAUUUUUUUUUUUUCGUUAUUUGUACGAGUUGCCCUUAUAAUUGUGACUUUUUGAGAUGUCGUACCUGUGCCACGAGGAAGUGGAGAAUAAAUUAAUGUCUUUUUGGUUUA
This is a messenger RNA of Thrips palmi, 3515 nucleotides long. RefSeq lists its product as uncharacterized. The transcript has 15 exons. The record is from RefSeq and is a predicted model, not a curated record. Gene Ontology annotation, cellular component: nucleus. NCBI's taxonomy places the organism in Eukaryota, Metazoa, Arthropoda, Insecta, Thysanoptera, Thripidae. Bases 196 to 3240 code for a protein of 1014 amino acids.